GACUCGUGUGAUCUCGGACUAAUACUUGUUUUCCUUACGUAGAGUACAUUUGAACUGACUCUUGUACUAUCACCAACAAACUGUCCACCUUAUCCAACGGUAUGUCUACAUGUGUGAAGCCAUCAGCAGUAGUAUGCCCACCACGGGACUGCCCUCCGCCACCACCAAAGCCUCCAUGUUUAGUAAAGCCAGUAAUGCGAGGCUUGCAUUGGGCACAGACAAAACGUAUAUUGUCCCAAGCUAUACUGCUAUCGAUUUUAAGCGGUGCAUCAGUAUAUUUCUUUAUUGGUUUGCCAAGAAGACAAAAGUAUCAUGAAUUUUAUGCGAAAGGAGAAUUUGAAGACUGGGCAGAUGAAAUGGCUCGCAAAGGAUUAUUUCAAUCAGUACCUAUACCGCCACAGAAAUAGCAUCGCACAAAUGUAUUAAUGGUUUUAUUUAGGAACUUAGUUUUAUUGCGAAUUUCUUAAGCUAUGAUAACUAUCGACAUUUUUCUUGAAUAAAACCAAGAUUUUUUUUCAAAUUUAUUUUUAAUUAUCGCCAAGAAAACAGGAAGUGAAUCGUGUCCUCACGUUUCAUGGCGGCAGCCAAUCGAAAUUGUUUAUAUUUUUACAAGAAUAUGAAGAUUAUGAUAAGCACCAAUCACGUUUAGUCAUCAGUAGAGCAUGAAUUUUCCAUGAUGUACUUUGUAAAGGCGUGUUAAUAGGAUUCAAUAACAAAUAUAAAUUACGAAGUUAUUUUAAAUAUUCAUUCCCUAUAUUUUUAGUACCUCUUAUUUCCACUUAGUUAAAUUCAUACAAAAAUUUUAUAUUAUUGAGAACGAUGAUAUUUUUGGUUUUGUUAAAAUGGACUACAUCCAAAGUAUACCACGUAUGUUGUCUACAUCGAGUCAAUGCGCAUGUCAAGUUGAAAAUUGCAAAUGGCGGCCGUUGUUAUUGUUCGUACCGAAUAACUAUUUGUAAAAUAUAUACCAAUCUUUUUAGCGAUUUUACUACUGGACUGUUAUACUGAUGAGAUGCGUUAACUUCUUAUGAUUCGGCGCGAUACGUUUUAUGUACGAUUUUAUGUGUUUUGGGUGUUUUCUUUUAAUUCUAUGUGUGUCAUGCAAAUGGGGUAAGCUGGAAUUAUCGGAUGUCGCUUAGGUUGUUUUGGACAGUUUCAAUGGGAAAAUGGAGUGAAGUUUUGUGAUCUAAAGUGUGGAAAUGGAAAAUGCCUAAACAUAUUUGUACAUCGCGACACCAUUGAAUAUCGGCAGAGGACGAGAACGUCUAUAAAUUACGAUUGUUCCAUGCCGUGAUUGCACUCCCCGUACAUUUCAAAAUGGCUGCUGCUCUUCACGAUAUAUGAGCUUUGCGUCACUGGAACAUAAAUCAGUGGUUUAGAUUCGUGUUGAAAAUCGCGUAUUUGUACGCUGGUGACUAUAUGUGAAAAAUCUAAAAUAAGUUGUGGACAGUGCCCCGGGAAUACCUGGGGCGGAACAAUAGUGGCUAAUAUCAUAUGUUGCUGAAGUAGUGGACAGGACAAGUGCCCAUAGGACCGAUAUUGCCUUGCGUCCGGCGGAUUGUAAUGUUCAGCUUCAUUUUCCAGGAUGAUUUGGGACACGAGACAAUAGAAAUUUUGUGUUAUUGAGCGGAAUGUGACAUUGUAUGAUAGCAUGGCAGCGGACAGCGAUGGGCUAGGCUCGGCGGGUGGGGGCGGGGGCGGGGGCUCGUGCGGCGUUGUGGUCACCUGUGAGGGAGACCUACGCGACCCGCGCUUCCCCGCGCGCCUGCGCCGCCUGCUGCGAGAGCUGCGCGCGCUGCUCGCCGAGCCGCAUCCGCACACGCUAAAAGUUAAUAAGGUGGAACCUUGGAACUCUGUGCGCGUGACGCUGUCGGUGCCUCGUGCGGCUGCGGCGCGGUUGCGAGCGCUCGCGGCGGCCGGCGCGCCGCAGCUGCGUGCGCUCGGCAUACUAUCCGUGCAGCUGGACGGCGACGCUGCGGUCUCGCUGCGGUUGCAGCACGGCGCUGAGCUCAGGAUCAACACCGAUAACACCGAUGAAGGCAACUCAUCAAGGCAAGCCAACUCUGAGUUGCUGGCGGGUCUGGGGGGCAUCGGGCGACUGCUCGGGGAGGGGGAGGGCUCGUCAUCAUCGGAGACCCCCUCCUCCUCGGCCUCCACCCCCCGGGACAACUUCAAGUCGCCUAAUACCGUCUGCCCGAUGGACGGCAAGAUACCGCAGAACAUUCCCACGCCGACCACCGAUCGCUGCGAGUUCCCCUUCGGCAGCAUGACCCAGGCCAGGGUCAUACAUCGGAAGGAGAAUACCUUAGGUAUAAGUGGUCCCGGUGUCCGUCCAGCGGCGGCGCUUGCGGGCGCGGAGCAGUUCCCGCGCCCUUCAACGUCCGCCUUCCCCGGUCCCCCACCACCCUACCCCGCACCCUCCCCUACGCCGGUGGCGCAGCCCGCCUCCCCCGCCACGCCCGCUCCACCCACCACACCGAGCGCGGCUGCCUCCGCGCCCCCCACUGUGGCCAUGUCCUCCCCCCUACUAGUUAAUCUGCUGCAAAAUGAUGCGCCUGCGCCGCAGCCAAGAACAAAGCCUGUGCCACACCCGGCCAAACUGGAUCGUCUUGAAGACUCACAGGUGGAGCUGGCAGUGGGUCGACCGCCGUUCGAGUACCGCGGCGUGCGGCCCACAGUCCCGCGGCCGCAGACCACGCCUCCCCCGCAGCCCUCGCUGCCGAGCCCCGCCCCGCCACCACCUCCGCCGCCCCGGGCACCCCUCCGUCCCUCCUUUAUCCGACGCUCUUUCCCCCCUCGUCCCUCACACCAUCCCUCCCCGGUGUACCGUAGUCCGGCGCCAAAUGCGACCGUGGUGGGUCGCGCCCGGUUCCCCACAAACUAUACCGCGGAACCAUUUCCUGCUCCGCCGCCGUAUAGGCAAGGGGUCCAAGUGGCGGUUGUGCAGAGGCCGAGACCGCCGCCUCCCACGAGGGUCACGCCGGAAGAUCUACAAGCGUUGUUACCACCGCCUACCACCUCUAUGGACCAGAAAACGCAGUCUAGCUUCCAGGAAUUUCAGAGGUAUCAGCAGCAGUACAACGCGAGGCAGCGCGCGGCCUCCAGGGCGGCGUCACAGCCUGACUGGAAUGAGCCUUAUCGGGACACGCUGGGACUCUCUAUACCCGAUCUGCCCGACAAUUGCGACCUGGACCAACUACUACCUUCCCUUGGAGCGGAUCUCAACCUAGACGACACUGCUCUGUCGGCCAUCUCUGAUCUGGACGCCAAUACCAAGCUGGAUUUAUUAUACGAUCCUCAACAACAGGAUGGUUUGCCAAACGCGACCGAUUCGAACCCGGACGCGCUGCUCCAAGAGAUCACCGGUGGUCAAUACACGAGUACAAGUCUAAACGGACCAUACAACUCCGAGUUACUGCCCAGUACAAGCCAUACAGUUAAUGAUGUGCCUUCGAAAGUUUCGGAUAAUUUUGAAAAUACUAAUGAAUCGAGUUUCAUGCCACCCCCGCCUGUUCCCCAGCAGUCGACGUCCAAGUUUUCAAGCCCUCAUCACAAUUCAUCCCCCAACCAUGCAGUGGCGAGUCCAAACCCGCCUUUUAAAUCUCCACCAAAUGCCACUUACUCUAUGUCUCCGAAUAAUUUAAAUAAUGAAAGAAUCAAUGCAAGCCAGUCUUCUAUGCCUCCUCCAAUGAGACUGCCAGUAAGAGCGACGUCUUCAGUGGCCACAGCGACUGUUGGAUCACAAGCAACCGCUCAAGAAAUAGAAGAACAGAGCAAACAGUAUCUCAUCAAAACUCUAAUGAGGGAUGAUGAUGUUCCACCACCGAAAGAACAGGAAAAGAAGGUCGAAGAACUAACAGUCGCUCAAUGCAAACUUAAAGAAAAUUCAUUGGAUUCACCAGAGGUUUUUGGAAUAGCGAAAAUCACAGAAGAUGAUAGUAAAAAAGAGGAUGAAUUGAAAACGAAAAAUAAAGUAAUAAAGAAAGACAAAGAUGAUAAACUGCUGGCGCAAAAAGGAGGAAAGCCAAGAACAGGGGGGGCGAAAGAGAAACCGGCUACGUUGAAAGAGAAAAUAGUGCGAGAUGGAAAGUCUACCAAAGUUGCCUUACCGCGGCCUCAUGCCGCAAAACCGGCGCCCGUUAGCGACGCACCAAAGUCACCGACGGGCGAGAAGGUUGAUUCCUUUUCGUUAAAACUACGGUUAAAGUUAAAAGAUAAGAAUGAACCAGUUGUUCAACCUGUGUACCAGGCCGAUAUCAGCUUUGUUAACUUGCAAUCCCAGAAGGAAGCUCUUACUAAACCUACAGAGGGUGAAUUGAGAGUGCCACCGUUACAUAUAAGUCUUAGAGGUCGUAAUUCAGCUGUUAUUAAAAACUCCAAGAAGGAGAAGAAAAAAUUUAACCCAGGAGACAUACAUAUGAAGAAAAUUAAAAUUAGAAAAUCUAUAGAAUCAGAUGAGAAGUCUCACAGGCGGGACUCUGAUGAGUUACUCGCUACAAAAUCUGGUGACAGCACUGAGAAUACAAAGACUGAUGAGUAUAUACACAACAAGAAUACAAAACUCAACAACCAUUAUUCUGAAAGUGAAACCAUCACAUCAAUACCGGGUGACAUGAAUGUAGUCUACAGAAUGAAGACAAUAUCAAAGAAUGCUCACAUUGUCACCAAACACGAUUGCAAACUACUCAACAAUAAAACACAAUUAGACAGUUUGAAAAUGAAAAAGAAAUCAAAAUUCUUAGGCGACAGUGGUAAAGUGAUUGAGAAAGAAAGAGACAAAGAUUGUAGGAACGAUUUAUUAGAAAAGGAAGGCAAAUAUGCUCAGAACGAGGGUUACAGAGAGACUCCUAACAACCAUGAAGUGAAAAAGAAGUUACCAACUCCAAAACAAGAGAAAGAAGGUAGUGCAAAAUGUGAUAAGUCCAGUGAUGUUAAAACUUUACAAUUGGACGGUUUUAAUGAAAGUGUAAAAUGUGGUGCUAGUGAUGUGGACAGGGUUAAGUGUCACAAGAGUUUAGAACGGACGCUAAGUGCUGACGAACUGACGGACAGUAAAAAGUUCGAAACGCACAGGGCCAGUGAUGAUAAUAAAUUAAAACGGACACUUACUGACAGUGCUAUUACCUCACCCAACGGACUGAUAUCUUCUGAAAAGAAACGGAAGACUAGCCAUAGUUCCUGUCCAGAUCCCCCUGGAUCCACAAACGUAGGCACGAUCAGGGGCGGUCGGGUGGAGUCGCCCCCACCCGCCUCUAGUCAGCGCCCCGGGGCGGUCUCGCCGCGCAGGAAAGAGAGGCCCAAGGACAAGUCCUACUGCAAACUGGUCGCCGAGCGAGCCGCACGACCCGACGCAGACAAGUUCGGCAACCGCUCGCCCAACUCACAGGCGCAGGGGGAGGACUCUGGAAUCGAAUCCAUGGACGCCCUCUCGGAAAAGUCGCCCAACCAGGCCAGCCAAUCCCCGCCGGGGCCACAGAGGAAAGAGCGCCUCGAUAUGCCUCGCUCUACCAGUCCAACGUCGGUUCAGAGGAUAAUAGGCGUCAUAGACCCACCGCCUGCUUCUGACGAACUGCUGGAGAGGUUAUCAUUAGCCACGGGCCAACCGCACUACGACCCCGGACCUCCCGACAUCGAUGAUUUGGGCGACAUCGAAGCAGAGUUGGCGAAAAUGCACGCGGACCACAUCAACGGCGACGACGCGGUAAGGAGGCCGCCCGAUGAUCUAUCACAGACCAAAGAGGUGAAGAGGGAGCCCACGCCGAUUCUCAGGGAUGACGAGAAACAGGGCCAGAACAACGAGAGGGUCGAUAGCAAAGACGAGAAAUUGGAAAUGAAGGUGGAUGAUGUGAAACUCGAAUGCAAUAUUGCUCAAAAUAACGAAACGUGCAGUAAAGACGAGUGUAUAUCGACUAAAAAGGAGAAAGGUUUAGAGGACUUUGACCAUCUACCGAGCAGAAUGUCGCCACCUCUUUAUACGUAUUCCAACCAGGAGAAAGUUUGUGCGAACGAUGCGAAAGAUGAGAAAAUUUUGUCAGAGAAUGGCGAAACGUGUACCGAUUCCUCGAAAGAGAAAGAUUCCAAGUUAGAAAGGUUACCUCUGAAAGCCGACUUUCCAGAUAAGAGUUUACUAGAGCAGUUGCUGAUAGAAAUUCCUACUCCGGACUACGGCAACAAGAGACCGGAAUCUCCAUCACCUUCAGCGUUGGAACGUGUCGCCCGGAGCACGGUCCGGACUAGAUCGAGCAGUAAGAUGAACAGCCCGGCCGAUGGCCCGAAGACGCCGAGAUUGAGUCCUGGACUCAACAAGGCAGACAGAUCCGAUUCACCCGCGUUACAGCCUAGGAAUUGCCUUCGUAGUGGGUCCGUAGAUAAAGUGAGCCCGCGAACCGUUAACUCUGUACCAGCGCCGGCAAAACCUCCGCCCGGCGUGAAGAGAAAGAGAAGGGAAUCUGAAAGUUCGUGCGCGUCCACCAUUAGCUGCGAGGAGGGCUUGUCUCCGGCGGGGAGGCCGAAGAAAAAGCCGAGAAGACUGGACCAGAAGCCUAUCAAUGCGGCGGUCGCAGCUUGUGGCAAACUGAAGAAGGAAUCGGACAGUGAUAGUGAUGAACCUUUAAUAUGUAAAGUGAGGGGGAAAACGGGGAAAGGCCUAAAACCUGUGGGCGUAAAGGUGGUGAAGACUGCUGAGGGUGUGGGUACGAGGCGCUCUGUGCGCCACGGCCCCGCGCCCCCAACGCCCGUCACGCCUGCGCCAGCCACGCCUGCCGCGCCGCCCAACAACACCGCCCUGCGACGGAAAACGAGGAGUGCAGUUGGUGAAAGUCCGAGCGCGACUGCGGGCGCGGUGAGGCGUCGACGGGCCUCUCGCGACGGGAAGUGACGUCGGCGGCGCGCGGAGCCCCGCCCCGCGCCGCCGCAAGCCCCGCUCCCGCUGCCGCUCGCGCUCCUGUACCCGCUACCGCUCGACUGACACCGCCCCCACCGCCCGUGCCUCGUUUACAACUGUUGACAUCUCACCGACUUAAAAUAAAAACUAUUGCCUCUAUCAUCCACGAACUGUCAAAGUGAAAUUAAUCAAAAUUAAUGUGUGUGUCAAAUUUUUAUAAGUGGUGUGUAUCUAAAAAAAAUUAAUCUUUUGGCUUUUGGAUUUAAUGAAUCUCAACGAUUUGGAUAGAUUUGUGCAAUAUAAAUGUGAGAGAUGUGACAGUGAAAGUUCGGUGUUGUGGCUUCGUGUAGUAAGUGCGGGGGAGAGAUGGACGACAGUCGAUGGUACAAAGUGUCAACAGUUGCCCCGUUCCUGACAUCACAAGGACUUGAACCGCUUAUAUUAUUUUAACUAGUGAACAAAUGUUACCAUUUCACUAUAGAGCACUUGUCGUUUUCAUUUAUAUGUAAGUUAUUUUCCUCUAUUGAGUAUUUUUAAGGAUGUCGACGUAUUUUUUGUACCACCAUCGGGCUGUAUUGAUUGGAUGAGCUUGGGUCGACCGUGGGAGCCUUAGUAUAGUGACUAGGAAGAAAUCAAUCAUUAUUGUACAAAAGAGCACUGGACUGUAGGCACAUUGUUAUAAUAGGUUAAAUACCCGAGAUAUAUAAAAAUAAAUGCAUAAAGUUUUAAAAGAUAUUUUCAUACGUUUUUGCACGUAACUUGUAAUUUCGUGAUCGGUGAUGUGAACCGCGUGUAGUUUAUUCGUGUUUACGACAGUUCGCCAUCUUGGAUACGUUAAUGUUUCUUAUAUUUAUUGAUUCGAAAUUUGAAAAAAAAAGUGACGUUCGUUCCAAGAUGGCGGCUUGUCGUGUGACGCAUUCGCCGCUAUUACGAUGUAACAUUAGUGUUUUUAUAUUUAAGGAAUUCACGACCAAUAAUUGUAAUUGUAAUAUGACACGAAACUUGAAUGAUUUCUUAGUGAAAUGAUAAUAAUCGUGACUGAGUGUUUCAACAGAUCAUCUGUUUGGGCUUCCAGUAUACUAAACUUUUUGCUUUGACGCCCCAUUUUUUUUUAAUUUAUCGAUUCUCGUAUUUUUUUAUUAAAUCUACCCUAUUGUUGACCUUUUUAAAUGUUUGUAAAAUCGUUUGGAAUCCAUUGAAUCAUUUAAACCCCAGUGAUUGUAGUAAAUAAGCCAGCAUUUAUUUUGCACUGUACAUAUUUGAUUGGAUUUUAAAAAGAAAAAUGCAUUCGUUUUCUUUAUUUGUAGUUGCUAGUAUUUAUUACCACAAUAUUUUGAUAUACAGUCACUUAUAGUAAAGCAUAGACUAAAUAUAUUUUUCGAUUCUUAUGGAAUCAUGUGUGUGUCAUGUUCAUCACUAGGGUACUUAUUGGUUCGCGUAUUGCGAUAGAUUAAUUGGAUGUAUCAAAAUUGAACCUUGCAAAGUUUGUUUCGCUGAAUAAUAAAAAAAAUUCGUACGUGUUCAUAGUAUAUUACGUGUGUAUAAGCGGUGAGCAUCAUAGAUAUAUUUUUGCAUGUGUUUUUUUGCGGUUCCUAAUGUCUGAGAGGAUAAGAUCCAAAGCAAUAAUACGUGGAUGUGACUCUUUAAUUACUUUUAUACGAAAUGGUUUAUAGUAACGAUUGCCUUAAGAACGCUCAUCACCCUUACCUACAUCCUAACGGUGAGUUUCCAUUGACUAAACACUUUAUUAUUAAAGAUUGUCAUUUGUUAUUCUCUUUGAAAAAAUCAGAGACAAUAGGUUUAAUAGAAGUGUUUGGGUUUUGGAAUUUCGCAGUUAUCUAUCUACUUUAUACCUUUCUUAUGUCAGAUUUCCUAAACUUCCUACUUCAGAUAAUCCGUUAGGGUGGAACAGUGAUACAUAAUGUGUUUAGUAUGUACGUAGUAAUGAUAUAGUAUAUAAAGAAUAUUUUAUAAUAAAUUACAUUGCCUGAAAUUAGUGCCCUAUAACAUGUGCCGUGGGAGCUGUGGGUCUUACUGUGUUUGUUGUUAAAUUAUAUUAUAGUAUUGUACUAGGGGAGCGACGGCCAGCCGCCGGCGUCGGGCGGUGUAACCAGAGACAAUCGAACUGCGUGACAGAGAAAAAAAAUAAAGCCUUGUUUUUUUUAAUCGUUUUAAAUUAUUAGUUUAAGAGAAUAAUCGGUACGUCCGAUGUACAAUCUCUUGUAAAUUUUUAUGUAUAGAUGGGGAAAUUUAAUAUAUGUUAUGUGUUAAGAUUUUUUUCUUUUUUUUUUGGAUGUAUUUUAAUGGGGGUGUUGUCGGUGAUUUUUACCUUGUAAAUACGUAUUGGCGAGACUAGCGCCAGUGGCAGUUGCCGCAAACCGACCCCUCCGUAUAGGAAUACAAAGCCUUGUACUAUAAAAUGAACUGCGUGUACCAUAUAAUAUUAAUAAAUGGACUCUCAAAACUAGCUCUGUAUAUUGGGUGUAUAGUAAUCAUUUUUUUUUUAGAUUAUUGUUUUGUUUUUAAUUUUCGACUAAUUGAUAGUAAUUUAUGCCGAUGAAUUAUCUAUUAUAUACAAUUAUACAUAAUUAUGAUAAAAGAGAAAAUACAAAUAGAUUUAAAAACACUAUAAAUAUAGUAUAUAGGGGUUACACAACACAGAUAGCAUAUAGUUUUGGUAUGUAAACAUGAUAUAAAUUGUACAUAGAGACGGAGAAAUAGUAAAUAAAAGAAUUGAUACAAUAAAAAAUUAACUUUAUGUUAUUGUAAUAUUUUUUUCUAGUAGAGUUUUAAUCGGGAAGGCGGGGCCCUAUUGAGGGCUUCAUACGCGAACGACUGUGAAAAUGUUGUUGGUGAAUAUUGAAAGUUCAUCUACCAUCCCAUUUUUAUUGUGCAUUAUUUUCUGUAAGUUGCUUUAUCUGUCGUUCUACAUUAUUUUUAAAAUCAUAUAAUUAUAUUCAUAAAUUACGAUGAGUCAUGGUGAAUUAUUAUCAUAUUAUUAUGAAUGAAAAGAAAUAAGGAUUAUUAUUGUUCUGCUAUUAUUAAAUU
This is a messenger RNA of Papilio xuthus (Asian swallowtail), 9931 nucleotides long. RefSeq names its product Nuclear receptor coactivator 6 (gene Ncoa6). The record is from RefSeq and is a predicted model, not a curated record. The coding region runs from base 1652 to 6877 and encodes 1741 amino acids. Gene Ontology annotation, cellular component: nucleus; transcription regulator complex; histone methyltransferase complex. Gene Ontology annotation, biological process: positive regulation of transcription by RNA polymerase II. The transcript has 11 exons. NCBI's taxonomy places the organism in Eukaryota, Metazoa, Arthropoda, Insecta, Lepidoptera, Papilionidae.